This is a messenger RNA of Aspergillus ibericus CBS 121593, 844 nucleotides long. RefSeq lists its product as uncharacterized. Bases 83 to 604 code for a protein of 173 amino acids. Lineage: Eukaryota; Fungi; Ascomycota; Eurotiomycetes; Eurotiales; Aspergillaceae. The transcript has a single exon. The record is from RefSeq and is a predicted model, not a curated record.
GCAGAGGGCAGUGGAGCAGACGGCUGACUAAGAGGGCGGCGGUGCGUCCUGCCCAAAGAUCCGUGGAGAGCGUCGAGAACCGAUGAUACUUCCUUCUGCUCGACCGGCCUCACUUCCACCCUUCCAAGGCAUCGGCACUCCCGAGUUGGCCAUUCAUGGUUUUCUGACCGGAUGCUCACCCACCCAGGAGUCCAUCCAGCUCCUUGAAACCUAUCCACGCCGUCAACCCCUCCCCCUCGCUCUCCCCCCGGCCGUCCAGCCAGCGCGGCGAGCCCAGCCAAAACCAACCCACCCACCGACCAACCACAGCGGCCGCCUCCUCUCAGUCCACUGUCCAGGUACCUCAGCACCGGGUCACCACCGAACCUACUGUUAUUUCCAUCCAGUCCCCCCAUCCCCAUCUUUUCCACGAGGAACCACGGCUGCCCAUCUCAGCCUCGUCGCUCGCUCUCCUCCUUCUUUCUCUCUUCCCCUCUCGCUCAAACCUCAAGCCAGAAUCGCAUCUUCGGCCCCCGGAUGCCUAGCCGUCAUCGCCCUCCUCUCUUUCCUCUCGUCACCCUGGUGGUUGCUCCUCUCCGUCGACGCUUCUUCCCCGCUCCCAUGAUUCCAUGACUACCUUUUCUCUUCGUUGUCUUACGGCCCUGGUGGUACAUUGACCUCCUCUCCACCAAGCGACUUUACUGAUCCUCAGCCAACCCCGGGUAGUCCUCCUGUCCGGUCUCCCGGUUAAUUUGCUCUCAUGCAGGUGCGUCGCUUUCUUUAUGCCCGCGUUCUACCAAAAUUUGCCCCUGCUACCUCUUGCCCACUCCGAACGCCCUGCAAAUGCUCCAGGGGCUCCCGGCCU